This is a messenger RNA of Exaiptasia diaphana, 301 nucleotides long. RefSeq names its product signal peptide, CUB and EGF-like domain-containing protein 1. The transcript has 3 exons. Lineage: Eukaryota; Metazoa; Cnidaria; Anthozoa; Actiniaria; Aiptasiidae. The record is from RefSeq and is a predicted model, not a curated record. The annotation marks the transcript as partial. Gene Ontology annotation, molecular function: calcium ion binding.
GUGCAUGAACAACAAUGGUGGAUGUGAUCAUAACUGCAAAAACUUCGAAGGAAGCUAUGAAUGCUCCUGUAGAGCUGGUUACAAACUGAAAAGAGACAAACACUCUUGUAAAGAUAUCAAUGAGUGUGCAACCAACGGAGGUGGUUGUAAUCAAAUUUGCGAUAAUAGACCUGGUAGUUAUAAGUGCAAGUGUUGGACUGGAUACAAAAUGUCUUCUGAUAACCAUACGUGUGUUGAUAUUGACGAGUGUAAAGUCAACAAUGGUGGAUGCAGUCAUACUUGUAUCAAUUUUGCUGGAGGA